GUUUGCUUGAGAAGAUCUGCCCGCCCACAGAUUCAGUCUGAAGAUUAGCUUGUUGAUGGAUAAUUACCUCACAGAACAUUGUCUCCAUAUUUUAUAUUGAGACAAUCUUCCUGGAGUCAAUUUUGCAUCAACAAUAAUAAAAUCCAACCUUCAGUGUCAAGGGCAAUAACAAUGAGCAUUAGUGAAGAUGAAGUGGAGACAUUCCUUGAUGGCAAUCCAGAUUUUGCUAAGCAGUAUUUUGAAAGGAAAUUGGGGGACAAGGCUAGUUCCUGCACGAUGCCAAGCUGCAAUCAGCACUCUGAAGACUGCACAGGCUUGGAAGGGCUCGGCCAAGCAGAGGAGAACGAAACACUUUUUGAGCUGAUUCAAGACAUGCAAGAAAGCAUCAACAUGGAGAAGGUUGUCUUCAAGACCCUGAGACGAAUCAGCGCUCUGAUCCACGCAGAUCGUUGCAGCCUUUUCAUGCACAGGCAGCGGAAUGGCACACCAGAACUGGCAACCCGGCUGUUCAGCAUCCACAAGCAGAGCACAAUGGAGGAAUGCCUGGUGGCCCCCGACUGUGAAAUUGUGUUCCCGCUGGACAUUGGCGUUGUAGGGCACGUUGCUCAGACCAAGAAGACCAUGAAUAUCCCAAACACUGGUGAGUGCACCUAUUUUAGUACUUUUGUGGAUGAACUGACUGACUACACUACAAAGAACAUCCUUGCAACCCCUAUCAUGAAUGGCAAAGACGUUGUUGCUGUGAUCAUGGCUGUGAAUAAAAUCGGAGGUCCAUUCUUCAGCAGUGCAGAUGAAAGUCUUUUCCUGAAAUAUCUUAAUUUUGCCUCUUUGAACCUGAAAAUUUAUCAUCUGAGCUACCUUCACAACUGCGAAACUCGAAGAGGCCAGGUUCUACUGUGGUCAGCCAAUAAGGUGUUUGAGGAGCUGACCGACAUUGAGAGGCAAUUCCACAAAGCAUUUUAUUCAGUGAGAGCAUAUCUGAAUUGUGACAGGUACUCUGUAGGACUUCUAGAUAUGAGCAAACAAAAGGAAUUUUUUGACUUGUGGCCAGUUCUAAUGGGUGAAGCUCAGCCUUAUACAGGACCUCGGACUCCAGACGGCAGAGAGAUUGCCUUUUAUAAAGUCAUUGAUUAUAUCCUACAUGGAAAAGAAGAAAUUAAAGUUAUCCCAAACCCCAAGGCAGAUCACUGGGCACUGGUUAGUGGGCUUCCAACAUACGUAGCAGAAACUGGUUUUAUUUGCAACAUUAUGAAUACAGCUUCGGAUGAAAUGUUUACAUUUCAGGAAGGUCCUGUCGAUGAAUCGGAAUGGAUCAUCAAAAACGUUCUCUCUAUGCCAAUAGUCAACAAGAAGGAAGAAAUUGUUGGUGUAGCUACAUUUUACAACAGAAAAGAUGGGAAGCCCUUUGAUGAACAGGAUGAAACCCUGAUGGAGUCCCUGACACAGUUUCUUGGCUGGUCUGUGCUCAAUACCGAUACCUACGAUAAGAUGAAUAAGCUGGAAAAUCGAAAGGAUAUUGCUCAGGAUAUGGUGCUCUAUCACGUGAAGUGCAACCAAAAUGAAAUUCAAGCAAUCCUGCCAACACGAGAGAAACUUGGAAAAGACGUGACUGAAUGUGAUGAAGAAGAGCUGACAGCACUACUUAAAGCAGAGCUUCCAGAUCCUGCAGAACUUGAAAUCUAUGACUUCCAUUUUUCUGAUAUGGAAUGGACUGAACUAGACCUUGUGAAAUGUGGCAUUCAGAUGUACUAUGAACUUGGAGUAGUGAAAAAAUUCCAAAUUCCACAGGGGGUGCUGGUGAGAUUCAUGUAUUCGGUCAGUAAGAGUUACAGAAGGAUUACCUAUCACAACUGGCGCCAUGGCUUCAACGUUGCACAAACCAUGUUUACGCUUCUGAUGACAGGCAAUCUGAAACAGUACUACACAGACCUUGAAGCCCUUGCUAUGAUUACUGCGGCUUUGUGUCAUGAUAUUGACCACCGAGGAACCAACAAUUUGUAUCAGAUGAAAUCUCAAAAUCCCUUAGCAAAACUCCAUGGUUCAUCAAUUCUAGAGAGACACCACUUGGAAUUUGGCAAGUUUCUGCUCUCAGAAGAGUCUCUGAACAUUUACCAGAAUCUCAAUAGGAGGCAGUUUGAACACGUGAAUCACUUGAUGGAUAUUGCCAUUAUAGCUACUGACUUAGCACUGUACUUUAAAAAGAGAACAAUGUUUCAGAAAAUAGUUGAUGAAUCCAAGACCUAUGACACCGAGAAGGAAUGGGCUGAGUAUUUGUCACUGGAGACAACAAGAAAAGAGAUUGUCAUGGCUAUGAUGAUGACUGCCUGUGACUUAUCUGCUAUCACAAAACCCUGGGAAGUCCAGAGUAAGGUGGCACUACUUGUUGCAGCUGAAUUUUGGGAACAGGGAGACCUGGAAAUAUCAGUGCUUCAGCAACAGCCUAUUCCUAUGAUGGACAGACGGAAAGCAGCUGAGCUUCCAAAACUUCAAGUUGGUUUCAUUGACUUUGUGUGUACAUUUGUAUACAAGGAAUUUUCACGAUUCCAUGCAGAAAUUCAGCCAAUGUACGACAGACUACUGAACAACAGAAAAGAAUGGAAAGCCCUGGCAGAUGAGUAUGAUGCAAAAAUGAAAGCUUUGGAAGAAGAAAAGGAAAAAGAAGAGGCGAAAAAGGCUGCCAGUAGAGGAGUGAUGGCAACUUGCAAUGGAGGAAGUGUUGCCGCAUCUUCAACUUGUUCUGUCCUGUAAGCCAGCAAGAGAGACUUCAAAUAGGACAUAGCAGCAAACUGGGGUUUGCCGUCAAGUGAAUACUCAAUCAGGAAUCAUAACAGAUUGGUGGAAACUGUGGACACACUGUGCCCACUUCUGCCAGCCAUCUCAACAGCCACCCCGCUCCUAUUCUGUCUGGCAGUAGCAUUGCUGCUGCUGCUUCCAUUCCUAGCUUUUUCAGAAAGCAGGGAAUUGGGUGGCAGGGAGGGUAGAAGAGUAGUGUGUUGGGCCAACGCUCUACUCUCUAUACUUCCUGCCACCUCAUUUCCCCACCCAAUGGGAAGGAGGAGCAGUGGCAUCUGGCUGCUCCCCCCACCAGUUAAGAGGAAGGGGAUAUUGGGUAGAUAGGAAUUGGCAUACACUGCAAGUGGGGUGACUAGGGGGUAAAUUGACCCAUGAUUUGCACUGUGCGCCAUGAGGUGGGGGCAGCCACUUACCAUGCCACCUCAGGUACCAGUGUGGCUUGGGCUGGGCCUGAUUGUGGCUCCUAGACAAGUGUACAUGCGUCUGAACACCUGUUCGAUUCACACCGUAUUUGUAUAUGUAUUCUCAAAAUACUUUAAAAUGUACACCAAAACAUGUAAUGUAUAAAGGCCUGAUAUACUGAUGUCUCGGAGAUUUUAGGCAGGAACACAAAGAGUGUUUGAUUGUGUAUCUAGACAGCAUACAUUGCUUGUAUCAGUGAACAAACAAUCUGCUUCCUAUUCUGUUCUGUAUCUGACUUAUUACGGAGUGAUAGGGCACCAUAACUUCAUUCUUUCCAGAUUGUUGCAAAAUUUCAAGUUGCAUUACAGCCCUAUCAAGAUCUGAUGUGGUAUUGCAAGUACUAUGCAUCUGAUCACACUUUCUUGCUCCUCUUUAGAUGAGAAAUAUGCAGUCUGUAUUAAUAAAGAUUUAACGGCAAUACAUUGUGCUGAUCAGUUAGCAUUAAAGUGUUUCUUAAACGUUU
This is a messenger RNA of Hemicordylus capensis (graceful crag lizard), 3718 nucleotides long. It is a transcript of the gene PDE6B, whose product is annotated as phosphodiesterase 6B. The coding region runs from base 172 to 2748 and encodes 858 amino acids. Gene Ontology annotation, biological process: retina development in camera-type eye; signal transduction. Gene Ontology annotation, molecular function: 3',5'-cyclic-nucleotide phosphodiesterase activity; protein binding. The transcript has 22 exons. The record is from RefSeq and is a predicted model, not a curated record. Gene Ontology annotation, cellular component: photoreceptor outer segment membrane. Lineage: Eukaryota; Metazoa; Chordata; Lepidosauria; Squamata; Cordylidae.